This is a messenger RNA of Peniophora sp. CBMAI 1063, 771 nucleotides long. Lineage: Eukaryota; Fungi; Basidiomycota; Agaricomycetes; Russulales; Peniophoraceae. The record is from the annotation of a GenBank genome assembly.
AUGGCCGCCGAUGAAGAAAGGGUCGGCCUACCCGCCAACUACCAGGAUGCAGACGUAGACCACAUCUGCCAGCUUCUCGCCAUUAUGUUCGAGCGUCUGACGAGUAUCAAUGACCAAAUUCAACUCUCACCAGAACAUAUCACUCGCUUUCACUCUGCCAAUGUACCACCCAUCCCGAUCAUUGACUACCUCCGACGCAUCGUUCGCUUCACCAAUGUUGAGAGGACGUGUCUCCUCAGCAUCAUGCACUACAUCGACUUGAUCUGCUCCCGUCUUCCCAACUUCACUCUUUGCUCGCUCACGGUCCACCGCAUCAUCAUCACCGCCGUGACAUGCGGAAGUAAGGCGCUCUGUGACGCCUUCUGUACCAACUCUCACUACGCACGCGUUGGCGGUCUGCCGCCUCUCGAGCUCGCGCGACUGGAGAUCGACUUCCUCGCCGCCAUUGACUGGCGCCUCGUGUGUACACGCGAAGUGCUUCAAGUCUACUACGAGAACCUCGCCCUGCACUCUGGCGACCGCUUCUAUAUCACGUCGUCGGACGCCACUGAAUCCGACGCCGACAGCGACGUCGAGCUCCUCGCCGAGUCGCGCUCUCCGUCCCCAUCAGAGGCUCCUGCCUCCGCCAUCGUCACCGUCAGCGCUUCGCCGGUCGUUUUGACCGCUCAACUAUCACCGGAGCAGCGGCGUUCCAGCGCCAAUCCCGCCCCGCCGCCGACUAUCGAACAAGAGGCGGCUUUUGAGCAGUUCAAACGGAGCACGCGGUCAUAG